This is a messenger RNA of Aedes albopictus (Asian tiger mosquito), 5365 nucleotides long. RefSeq names its product RING finger protein 17. NCBI's taxonomy places the organism in Eukaryota, Metazoa, Arthropoda, Insecta, Diptera, Culicidae. The transcript is spliced from 10 exons. The record is from RefSeq and is a predicted model, not a curated record. The coding region runs from base 445 to 5151 and encodes 1568 amino acids.
UAGUUUUUCCUCCCAGGUUUUUCUUCGCGUCUUGCACAGUCAGCGCUGCGCGCAAUUCUGUUCGUUUUGAAGCGAAAAUUUAACUUUUAUUCCCGUUAUUUUUCAAUAUAAUAUUGUAAAUAGUUCGCCAAUUGUAUAUAGAAGUGGAAACAACAAAAAACAAAGACCGCCGACCGAGUGCACCAACAGCAGAAAGUGUACGCCGACAAAGCCAUCACCGAGAUCACCGAUUACUUCUUCUCGCUGCACAACGUGCUCCAAUCGGCCGAACAGGAGCUACUGGUUUCCGUUCGGAAUCACUAUCUCAAGUUUCGCGCGGAAACGGAAAACGUCCAGAAGGAACUGGCCAUCUCCGAACGUAAUUUGACGCGUUCACUCGAGCAGUUCAAGACGUUUGAAAUUGCUGUUCCCAAGGCCACACUGCUGUCCGAUCUGAUCAAGGACAUGAAAAAAUCUCUACACACGGCACCCGUCACAGCGCACUUCCAAGAGCCAACGGAGAACCCAUUCCAAUUCCGGGAAUGUAAUCCGCUCCGAAAGGAGAUCCACAACUACUUUGCGCUCGAGGUCAAACCGACCAGCUACCGACCGAAGCUGGAGCCAUUCUACGCGCCGGAGCCCUUUCCUGUGCUGGAACCCAUAAAGUCGCCGGAGUUACCUCACUCACCCGAACCCGGCCCAACUCCUGGGAGUAGCAGGGCGGCAGAGGCGGAAUCAGAAACGCUUAAUAAAUCCACGGCGUCCUCGAGCCACACGGUGAAGGAUAUGGAAAUAAGCCGGAUUUCCGAAGAACCGGACAAUGCUUCCGAGCGGGAAGUGCCUCGGGAACAACAUACACACGGGUUCGUUAAAAAACCCAAGGAUAAAAAACAUAAGACCACGAAGGAUCGCCACCACGUACAUCGAUCGUCACGUGCGAGCCAGGACGAGGCGAGUAGCAACGUGUCGGUGUACGGCAAAGUUUCCAGCACGACAUCAAUGAGGGAAAAGUCGGCCAGCCCAGAUGUGGAAAUUAUUUCGAAUCGCUCCCAACGCUCUCCGUACAGUCGCCAAAGUAGCGGCCGUCACACGCCGCAAAGUGCACCGUCUUCUUCUAAACGAGCAUUCCAAGGUCGACUGAAGUCGCACGGCUCCGACCACAGCAGCUCAAACCAGCAAGCACCCGUACCGGUCCCACUGACCAUUGAUACCACCCGCGAGGGAACCAAACCCGUUUACGAGAUUAAUCCCAUCAAUCCGGACAAUGCCACAUUCAUCAAGUUCAGCCAGAAGGUCAAUGUCACCCACGUGAUUAACCCGCACAAAUUCUACGUCCAGAAUCAGGCCUUCAAGCAACUGGUCAACCAGCUGUGUCGGGAAGAUGGAGAGGACGCCGAAAUCCCCGAAGAGGUCAAAAUCGGGGCCCUGUAUCUGGCGCAGCCUACGUCCGAACGCCGCUGGUACCGGUCUCGUGUUCUCGGCUGGUCCAAGAAAUCCAAAAAGUACGAAGUCCUGUUUGUUGACUACGGCCGCACGGAUGAAAUCGCCCACGAAGGACUCCGGGUGUUGGGAUCGGAUCUACACGGUUUUGACGAUGGGGCGUACGAGUGCUCUCUGUAUGACAUCGUGCCGGCCGGUGGUGGCAAGAAGUGGGCUCCCGAGGUCAAGCAGAUCAUGAUCGAUUUCAUUGAGAACAAGCAGCUGAUCAUGUACGUAAUUCAGGCCGAAAAGGGGGCAACCGACCAAGUGGAUCUGAUUAUGCAAACCAUCGACAGUCCGAAGUCGCUGAGAGAAUCCCUGAUCUAUCUUGGCCUUGCCAAGCCAGACCCGAAACCUCCGAAGCGAAAUGAUGACGCAACGCAGCGUAUCAGUCACCUGCAGAAGGUCAAGAAACGCUGGAUUUUGGACUACAAACGACGCAUCGUCGCCCGAGAAUUGGAGAAGGAUGAUGUGUUUAAGACGAAGAUCACCUUCUCGGUGUCACCCAGCGAAUUCUUCAUUCGUCGAAGCAGUCUGCAGGAAGCGUACUGCAAAAUGCAAACAGAAUUGACCGAAUACUGCACCAAGGAAGCUCGGGUGGCUUAUUCGCCUCACGUCGGAAUGGUUUGCGCAUUUGCUGAGAAAGAUCGUGACGAUCUGCUGGUGUGGAAGCGAGGCCGAGUCGUCAAAGUGGGCGAAGGAAACUGUGAACUCUAUUCCGUUGAUACCGGCCACCGCCUGACGAUCUGCUGGCAAGACAUUCGUGAGCUGUCGAAGCCACUCUGUGCACCGUUUGAAUUUGCCGUCCGCUGUAAGCUGAUGCAUAUCCAACCUUUCAAGCAGCACAAGUACCGAUGGACCGACGAAGCCGUCCAAAGCUUCAACCGGAUUGCCGUUUCCUCGUCAGUUUUUCAGGUGAUUAUCGGAGAGCAGCAGGAUGACUGUUACGAUGUUGCGCUCUACAUUUUGAAACACCAUUCCGACACCUGCGUUAAUGCCCUAAUGGUUAAGAAUGGCUUCGCGGUCUCGACUGGGUCGGAAAGUUCCGUCGUGGAACGGCCCAAGGAAGUUGAAGAAGUGCCCUUCAACGUGACCCCUGGAAACGUCAGUGUCGGAGCUGCUUCCAAUAGCAAGAGCUCUACGUCGGAAAAGCGCCAGGCACGGGUUCGGGUAGACAUUCUCCGCGUGGUGACCCCGAACGAGUUCUACGUAAGCCUGGUGAAGAACACCAGUGGAAUUGCUCGCAUGCAGGAGGAAAUCCAGAACAAGAUGGACGAGAAAAUGGACGAUGGAGACGACAAAACCAGUUGGCAACAGGGCGAGAUCUGCUUGGUGUUCCCGACGCCGUCGAAGGGACGCGGCAAUGAAGCUAUCGGCUGCGAGUGGUACCGAGCUCGGGUGUUGGAGGUGGUCGACGACAGCAAUUACACCGUUUUCCUGAUCGACAAGGCGUACACCAUGAAUUCGCACUAUUCCAACAUGAGCACCAUUCCAACGGAGUUGAAGGAGUUGUCACAUGAGGUACAUCCAGCUGCCAUUCGGUGUUUCCUUGCUUGCAUUGGCCCCACCGGUCAGCAAAACGUUUGGAGUUCUUCGGUGGUCGAUGCCUUCAAGGUUGCCAUCGAGAAGUUCAAGUGCUACUCCAUUUCGCUGCAUGGCCGAAGUGUGAACGAUUCUCUCCCUGUGAUCCUUUGGGGCAUGACGAUGGAAAGUACCAAGGCCCUGUCGCCGCAGAUGUACACCUACACCAACAUCAACAACAAGCUGGUCCUGUACGGUUACGCACACCUCAAGGAAAAGUUCCAACCCCUGUCGUCGGCACUGUCGGUGGAGGAAGAGCUGGCACGGCACUACAAAGCCUUCGACAAGUUCAUCGAAGAUUUGGACGUCGAAAUGCGGGAUCCCGUGGAGGAGGCCAGCUACAGCGGAUCUUCGGAUGCGUAUCACUAUGAUAUAACUGACGAAGUGACACCCAUUGAUCAUUGGCUGCCGGCGAAACCGGUUGACAAGACCAUCUUUGUCGGUGUUCCAACGUACGUGGAUAACAACGCUGUAAUCUACCUGCAUGAUAUGGAUAAGGAACGUACGCUCGACACUAUCAAGAACGUUAUCAAUGCCAAAUUUGGUAACAGUCAACCGCUACCCAGUGACACCUUCUACGCCCCUGGUGAUCCCUGUAUGGCCAAGUACCACCUGGACGAUCUGUUCUACCGGGCGAUAGUACGGAAAAUGAUCAGUCCGUGCCGGUACAAGGUCCAGUUUGUCGACUAUGGAAACAUUGAGGAAUGCGACGUGAAAGACCUGAGGAAGAACGUAAUUUGUGGAAAGGUCCCCACCCUGGCCAACAAGUACCGACUGACGGAUGUGGCAUCGAAGCAGCACGAGGGAAUCUGGUCUAUUGAAGCCCUGGAUACGUUGCACGCGCUGAUCGUGGGCAAACAGUGUCAGGUUCGCGUCGAUACCGAGAUGGACACGGAUCCGGCCGGAGUGGUUCCAUGCUACCUAAAGACCACCGGCGAACUCGUGGUGGAAGUGUCGGAUUAUCUGGUGCGGCAAGGUCUAGCUGUCAAGGAACGCGGUGUAUUUGAGGAAAAAGUGGACGAGCUGUAUGACCCGUACAUGACGCUUGGAGGUGCUUGUAGCAGCGAAGCCGCUGCGUCGCCAAAAUCAGGGCGAAUGCGAAUCGGCGCCAAUUUCGGUUUGAAAGGUGAAACAGAUGAAGCGAGCAAAGACAAUGAACCCAACGUCGACUUGCACGCCCGUGUCAACCAGAAAGAGCUGACGGAUCUGCUGGACUAUGUGACCGCAGAGCAGAACCGCUCCGAUGCCGCCGAAUUCGAAGACGCCGAAGUGGACGAUUCCGGUGAAAAUGGCUCCGGCAUAGAUUUGAACAAGGUUCAAUACUUCUACAGCUAUGGUGACAUAAAGCUGGAACCCGGCUCGGAUUCCGAAGAAGGCGAGAUCAGCGAUGACGCCAAGAAGAGUGACGAAGCCGCCGAAGGCGAUGGCGCGACGGAUGCGUCUUCGACUAUUUCGUUCAAUCCGAAUGAAUUCGAUACAUCGACUCAGAUUGACCCGCCGCUGGAGAUGACCCGACCCACGUUACACGGAUACCCGGAAUUUGCGUUGGACGAAUCCGUGCACGGGUUCUACUGUGAAGUGACGAAUCUGGUAAGUCCUUUCUCGCUGUUCGUGUUUCCCCAGCUGGACGAUCAUAUCCAGCGCAUGAAGGAAACGAUGGCACGAAUUCAGUGCUACGCCAAAAAGAAUCGGAAAUGUCCCGAUAUCGAACCGAAAAUGCCCUGCCUGGCCGUGUUCAAGCAGGACGGCUUUUGGUACCGGGCUCUGAUCGAGGAGUACUUCCCGGACCGCGGCGAAGUUCGAGUUUUCUACGUCGACUAUCUGAACAAGGAAACGGUCAGCGUGCGGGACAUUCUCAAGUGCCCGGUUAGCCUCCGUAGGGUGCCGCUGCGUAAUGUGCAAAUUGAGCUGCACGCAUUGCAGGCCAACCCUCGGAUGCGCGAACCGGACGUUACCAGGAAGCUAGUCGAGCUGAUCGAAGGCAAAAAAUUGUACGCCAGGGUUGUAUCACGCAGCCCGAAGCUCGAGGUCGAACUGUUUAGUGAUUCCAGGUGUAAACAGUUAAUCUACCAUCAGAUGAUCAAGGAAAAAUAUUUUCUCCUAGAGAAAUAGGCUGAGGCUUUCGAAAAGCGAGGGGAGCACGUGUUAAUGUGGAAGCAAUCGGUUAAUUUAUUACGUGUGUUAGUGUGGAAAGAGAUAAUGAGAAAUAGUCCCUCUUUUAGUUUGUGUACUGAAAAAUGGCGAAACUGUAUAGUAUUAUUUUUCUAUACUUGAAAUGGAUAGCAAUGAAUGUAAAAAAUAAACUUGAAAAAACGUAUGUAAGCAA